AUGCGUGUGUCUAUCCCGACCAUCCCACUCUCUUCAACUCCCACUGCCUUCCCUGUUAGCGCCGCAGAGGCCGUUCAGCGUGUUGUCGAGUUCCUCGCUCCUGGAAAUGUCGCCUUGAUCACCGGUGCCGGCGUCAGCGUCGAUUCUGGCAUACGAGCUUACAGAGGCCAUGAUGGGCGGUACAUGAACCCCAAUUACAAACCUAUAUUCUAUCAUGAACUGGUUGAUGAAUCAGAGAAGGGAUUCGCUUUUAGGCAACGAUACUGGUUGCGGUCCUAUCUAGGAUACAAACCCAUCGCGAACGCUGUUCCCAACACUACUCACUAUGCUCUCGCCGCCCUUCAACAUGCCUCAGUCGUUCCCCGUAUCAUCACCCAGAACGUUGAUGGAUUGCACCACAAAGCCCUCUCUCUAUCGAAAAUUAGCCCGGUUCGGAUGCAGCAAGCCAUUCUUGAGCUCCACGGGACACUACAUCGCGUACGCUGCAAACACGGACACCUAGUCGACCGCUCGACCUUCCAGCAUAUGCUCUCUCAAGCUAAUCCGCGAUGGAAAGAAUUCCUGGAUGACGUUGAGAGGACAGGCAAUAGGCUGAGGACGAACCCAGAUGGUGAUGUCGAUGCUGAAAGCCUCGGCGCGUCGUACAGCGACUUCAUCGUCCCAGACUGCCCAGCGUGCCUAUUAUCGGAAAAUCGACGAAAUUCAACGCACAAGCCGGAAGUCAUCUUUUUCGGAGAGUCCAUAUCGCAGCAUGUCAAAGAUAGAUCUUUUCUCGAUAUUGAAUGCUCAGACAGAGUACUGAUAAUAGGCACCACCUUGGCUACGUUCUCUGCAUUUAGACUGCUCAAACAUGCUCUUGAGCUCAAAAAACCUGUUUUGAUGAUUAAUGUCGGGCCUACGCGGGCUGAUAACGUUCCUGGGGUGGAGAAGAUUGAUAUUACCAGUGGCGCGAUAAUGAGGGACGUUGCGCGAGUGUUAUUAGGCAGCCGUGCUCGGGACGAUACUAUAAUCAUGGAGAUGCUGCAGAGUGGGAUCGUUAAACCCCCACCUGACGAUGACGAUGACUAUGCACCCAGGGCUGAGGGAUAGAAUAGUAGAUAUACUGUAGGUGCGAGAGCUUGUAUUUUAUGUAAUCAUACUUUAUUCUUUGGGGUCCAGCAAAAGCUGACCUCUUCCGCAGGUGUUCACUCCUUAACCAAGUAUAAAGACAAAGAUGUAUUGAUGUUGUUCUCUCUUCAGAUUGAGAGACGGAAGAAAUAUCAUCCAUUCAUCCCAUCAUCCUUUUGCGCGUAGUCAUGGUCGGACUGCAAGAUUAGUGUCUUGCGGGAUGCGUUAAGACACUUCGAAGGU
Molecule: messenger RNA, 1350 nt
Organism: Desarmillaria tabescens
Lineage: Eukaryota; Fungi; Basidiomycota; Agaricomycetes; Agaricales; Physalacriaceae
Product: DHS-like NAD/FAD-binding domain-containing protein
Exons: 8
Coding region: 1-1089 (362 amino acids)
Cellular component (GO): nucleus
Molecular function (GO): NAD+ binding
Source: RefSeq, a predicted model, not a curated record